Molecule: messenger RNA, 1674 nt
Organism: Phycodurus eques (leafy seadragon)
Lineage: Eukaryota; Metazoa; Chordata; Actinopteri; Syngnathiformes; Syngnathidae
Exons: 4
Coding region: 27-536 (169 amino acids)
Source: RefSeq, a predicted model, not a curated record
CGGCCAUCGCACGACGACGGAGGGAAAUGUCACUCGGGCCUUUCUCGAAAGCACAAGCGACUCGAAGCGCAGCUUUGAGCCGUCGAGGAGGAGGACUCAGGAUGGCAUUCACAAGUCUGCUCUUUGCUUGCAUUCUAACUGAAUUGACUUUUUCAACACAAGCACUGGUGAGCGUCAGCAACGUUACAGCCGAGUGCGGCGAGCAAGUGGCAAUACGCUGCAACGCGUCGACGCGGAGGGAUGGGCUGUCAGUCAAACAUAUGGAGUGGUCCCGAAACCACAAGCCUUUGUGUCAAGUGGACGGCGAGGGGAAAUUGAACCACAGCAGAAACGCAAAAAGCCACUUACGCUGCGAGUAUAAAAAAGGCCAGCUGUCACUCAUCUUUGCAAAAGUGCAGCCGGAGGAUAGCGGCGCCUCAAACCGCUACAUGUGCAAACUGCGGUCCAACUGGGGGAUUUCACAUGGAUAUAGCUGGAUAGAGCUGCAAGGACAGCCACGUCAACAUUCAGCAUCUGUGUGCGCAAAGCUCCGAUGAGCGCUGGCUCUCCUCGACCACAUCCAAAGCGAGAGUGUAAUGUAGAAUAAAAGACAAAAUGUGCAACAAAAGUUCACACAAAUGUCAUACCUGUGUGCGGCCGCGCCGUCCUCGCUGGCUCUCCCUUGAAAAGAAAUGUAAUAGUUGAAAAAGAUGUUUUUAUUGGCUUCUGAUUUCAAAACUGGCUAUUGUGUAUACUGUAUGCAAUUACAGUAUAUGAGAUAAUCUUUCCUUUUUAUGGGUUCACAGUUGUAGCGGGACCUCCGAGGGAAGUCAUAACUACGAUGUGGCCCGUGACAGAAAUCAAUUUGACAACCUUGCUCUCGAGCGUCAUUACACGACUACAACAUUGGCCCAAAAAUCACGUGAAAUAUCUCCAAUAAUCUAUUAGUCAGCAUAGCGCGACCAAUCCAGCUACUUUACGACUGGGGGCUCUUAAUCAAUAGAUUGUUUUGAGUUUUGUACAAGUACAUGCAUUGAUGGUCUGCUCCUCAGACUGCUGCGGGGUGGCCAAAGGCGUUUUGUCCAAGGACGGUCCUGUCUGCACGUUCAGCUACGUCCAUCCGAACGGAGACGUGCUCUGGUCUCACGCUUCCCGAAGCCAGUCGGAGGGACCUGUAAGGCAGAACACAUUUAAAAGUGUGGAGGAAGGCGGCUGGCUAACCAUUCAAAGUCAGCUGGAAUGGAAUUCCGACGGGCCCUUGAACUGUUCCCUGAUGAGCGUCGAUUCUGGAAGGCACAUUUCUUGCAAUUCGUCUGACGAGGUUGAAUUCCUUGACGGGUAUGGACUGAGACCUCAGGGUUCCCCACGCAAGGUCUGGAAUGGAGCCGCGUCACUUGUACCUUUCAGGACAAGUCUGUUGAUAUCAAUCAUAAUUGUCGUCAUGCAGAAAUGAAGGUUUCGCUUAAGUAAUUCCACAACAUUGAGGGUGAUUACUGAUGAGACAUCCGUUGUGUUAUUUAGUAACGAUGAGGUACUGGGAUUUUGCUAAUAAAGACCAAGGGAGCGCUGCUCGCACGGUCCAAAGGUUUAUGAUUGUGUUUCUACUUCCUGAUUGACGUGAACAAGGAAAUUGCACAAUGUUAACUGGCGACAACGAGGGAGCGGCUCGUCACCAUGGCAAUAAAAAAACGGCAU